AUGUUCCUUGCAAAAGCCACUUGGAAAAUAUGCCUAGCUUCCGUAUUGAUCACUCUGUUCUAUCGGCCCGCCAUCUUCCUUUCGGAAGCCCGGCCAAACAUGCUUACCCGGAGACAGGUCACCCAGCCGCCCAAUCCUGGCAGUUCACUCGCACCUGGUAGCAACCUGCCAACGGCCUCUGGAACACCUGCGCCUGGCAUUCUGGGAAGUGCGAAUCCACUGAAUUUAACUGGCGCUGGCGGUGGAAAUCGAGCCUCAACACUUGGUACGACCAACAUUAACACUCCCGAUACCCCGUCCCCAUUUCCGCCGGCGCCUGGCACUACUGGUGGAUACGGGAUCACAACUUAUUCUGGUACAGCUACCACUGGAUCGGGAACAUCUCUUGGUGGCACUGGCACUGGGACUGAGACUUCAUCUAUACCAGCCACCGUCGGCAAUGGAAAUACGAAUAUACCUACAACUGAUGAUUCUGGCGGUUACGGGAUCCCAACUACUUCUGGCGGUACAACUGUUGGAACGGGCACUUCUUAUGGAAUUGGGACCUCUCCUACACCCAGCACCGUCGGCGGCGGAAAUGGGAAUCUAGCCACAACCAAUCCUACCUACGGGGUCCCAACUACAUUUGGCUCCUCGAAUAGUGAAACUGAGACCUUACCUUCAUAUGGUGGGACUAAUUAUAAUACUUCACCAACGACCUAUAAUCCACCGAUAACUUACAAUUCACCGACACCCUACAAUCCACCGACAACUGACAAUCCACUGACCACUUACAAUCCUCCGACAACUUACAAUCCACCGACACCCUACAAUCCACCGGCGACACCCUACAAUCCACCGACAACUGAUAAUCCACCAACCUAUAAUCCACUGACAACAGCAUAUAUUCCACCGACACCCUAUACUCCAUUGACCACAUACACGCCACCGAUACCCAGCACUGUUGGUGGUGGGACUGGAAUGCAGACUUCACCGCAACCUGGCACUGGUGGUAGUGGAACUACUCCAUUUCAAACUGGACUGAACAAUAAUUCACCCGCACCCGGCACUGUUGGUGGCGAGAAUCCAUCGACAUCUGGUACCGUCCCAACUACAUCUGGUACCGUGCCAACUACCUCUGGUACCGUGCCAACUACCUAUGGUACCGUGCCAACUACAUCUAGUACUCCUGCGACUAACUCAAGCACUCCAGCUCCUCCAACCAAAUCUGGCUCCCCUCCGACCAAAUCUGCUUCACCAGAAAUUAAGCCCAAAGAUAAAGGUGGAACUGAGACUAAGCCUAAAGAUAAGGGCAAAACCAAGCCGAAGGCCGCGCCCCCCAAAAAACUGAAAGUGGCCGAAAUUCAAUCUGAACUAGUUAAAUGUGGGUACAGCUACGGGGCUGGUAAAAAUGAUACCAAUCAACCGUCCGGCACAGUCUCUUGUCGGAGUCCUGAGGGUUUGGGCUAUUACUGUCCCGCUUCUAAAUGCACCCAAGCAAAUCCUAAAGACCAAAAACCUGCUCGUAAGUGA
Molecule: messenger RNA, 1512 nt
Organism: Puccinia graminis f. sp. tritici CRL 75-36-700-3
Lineage: Eukaryota; Fungi; Basidiomycota; Pucciniomycetes; Pucciniales; Pucciniaceae
Exons: 2
Coding region: 1-1512 (503 amino acids)
Source: RefSeq, a predicted model, not a curated record